AUGACACGAAUCCUCCUCACAGGCGGAAGCGGUUUCAUCGCUGCUCAUGUCCUUGACACUCUGCUCCAGCGCGGCCACUCGGUGGUGACAACCGUACGCUCGGAAGAAAAGGCUCGUAAAAUCAGAAAUUUACAUCCAAAUGUUCCCAAGGAUAAACUGGAUUUUGCAAUUGUGGAAGACAUCGCGAAACUUGAUGCAUUUGACAAGGCUGUGAUUUCGGACCCGCCCUUUGAGACUGUUAUUCACACAGCUAGUCCGUUCCACUUUAGAGCAAGUGACAAUAAAGCCGAACUUCUCGAUCCGGCUAUCAAUGGCACUGUUGGAAUCCUCCGUGCCAUCAAGCGAAGUGCGCCAACGGUCAAGCAUGUAGUUAUUACAUCUUCCUUUGCUUCCAUCAUUGACGCCAAUAAGCCUCCUACCUACACAUAUUCGGAGGCCGAUUGGAAUCCUAUCACGGAGGCAGAAGCGCUUCUUAGCCCUAUCCAUGGUUAUCGGGCAAGCAAAGCAUUCGCUGAAAAAGCCGCCUGGGAAUUUGUGGAAAAGGAGAAACCAACCUUCACCAUCGCAACGAUAAACCCCCCCGUCGUCCUCGGCCCCGUCGUCCACCCUCUGGACUCCCUCGCUGCGCUCAACACUUCCAAUGAACGCAUCCGCGACCUGAUCACAGGGACUGCGAAGAACUCAUGUCCACCAACCGGCACCUACCUCUGGGUCGACGUCCGCGACGUGGCUCUCGCGCACGUCCUCGCUGCCGAAAAACAGAAAGAAGCCGCCAGCCAGCGCUUCUUCGUCACAGCGGGCAACUUUUGCAACCGGCAAAUUGUCGAGAUCAUCUCUGAAGAAUUUCCAGAGUUAAGGGAGAAGUUGCCGGUGGGAGAUGCGUUGAAGCCUGGUGAGUUCCCAGCCGAGGGAUAUUUUGGGUAUAAUAAUGCGAAGUCAAGAGAGGUGUUGGGGUUGGAGUAUCGACCGUUGAGAGAGAGCGUGGUUGAUACGGCGAAGAGCCUUUUGGCGAUUCAGGGGUAG
This is a messenger RNA of Blastomyces gilchristii SLH14081, 1023 nucleotides long. RefSeq names its product dihydroflavonol-4-reductase. The coding region runs from base 1 to 1023 and encodes 340 amino acids. NCBI's taxonomy places the organism in Eukaryota, Fungi, Ascomycota, Eurotiomycetes, Onygenales, Ajellomycetaceae. The record is from RefSeq and is a predicted model, not a curated record. The transcript is spliced from 7 exons. Gene Ontology annotation, molecular function: oxidoreductase activity, acting on the CH-OH group of donors, NAD or NADP as acceptor.